Molecule: messenger RNA, 7343 nt
Organism: Mastomys coucha (southern multimammate mouse)
Lineage: Eukaryota; Metazoa; Chordata; Mammalia; Rodentia; Muridae
Product: interferon-inducible protein AIM2-like
Biological process (GO): activation of innate immune response; cellular response to interferon-beta
Cellular component (GO): AIM2 inflammasome complex
Molecular function (GO): double-stranded DNA binding
Source: RefSeq, a predicted model, not a curated record
UUUUGCUUUGGAGCUACUCAGCACUUCAAUUUCCCCAAGGUGUCUUUUGUAAACAUCACAGGAACCACAGUGGGUUUUAAUCCAGUUUAGCAUUCUUUUUAAACCCAUGAGUCUAAUGCAUGUGUGUUCUGUCAGUUGAAAUAUUUGAAUCUCGUUUAACCAUCUUAUAUCCCUCCAUAUAUUUCCUUUCCAUGUUUGUUUUCUUCUUUUUAAAAAUACGCUUAAGAUGAUUCUUUAUACAGAAUGAUGCACAUUAUGUUAGUAAUGUUUUUAAAGGUCCCAUUUAUACAUCUUGUGGGGACACACCAUUUUUCAUUAUCCCAGAAUAAUGCUUUCCAAUGCAGGUUUUAGUGAAAUCGUAUAACAUCACACUUACUGCUCCAAUAAGGUAAACUAGCAUACAGCCAGCCCCAGUAAAGUGAAUGAUCCAGUGUGAUUUCGUACAUAGACAAGGCUGUAUACCUUCCUCUGAAUCUAGCACCAAAAUAUGAGACUUACUCUUUCUGUUUAUCACCGUAAUUGUUUAAAUGUUACCUUCUCAAAGAGACAUAGUCUGACUGCCAACUUGAGUUACACCACACAGGCCCAGCCCACGUUCCUAUUGAAUACUAUGCACUAUACAUACUUGUACUUGUUGUGAAAAUAGUGAAGAAAUCUUGCCUGAUAUAUGAUUCAUUUCUUCUAAGACUUGCAAGAUGCCUGACUGGACAAAACGAGCUGAUUUGUGAACAACUGCUGUUGAUUGACUAGUUUAUCCCUCAAGUGCCUAUCUUUUGAGUUUUUUAUUUUCAAAAGGAGUUUUGGAAGAUUUUAUACCAUAGAGGCUGGCUGUUUAGUCACAGACACAUUUAUAGGGAGUGUAGAGCAAAGUGCGGGUCUUUUGGGAUACUCCCAUGAAGCAACUGCGUAAUCUGUGGCGGGGGCAGCCCAACCUGCGGCAAUCAUUCUCAGGGGAAGGCAUGUUGGUACUAGCACGGUGCUGAGUGGUUUGUAGAGAUCUCUCUGCCAUGCUACAUAUUAAAUCCUCACAGCCUCGUCUCCUACUGUCUGUAUUUAACUGAUGGGGUAUCAGUCCCAUCAGAUAAGUACAGGUUGAGGCCAGAGCCUGAUAUACUCCUGGCUCUAGUACCACGUUUUACUAGGGUAUUUUUCUAAGUUAAAUCUGGACAGCCAUGUGUUCGUUGUGGCUUUUGGAGAUUUGUAUGAAGGCGUUCAAUCAGCAUCAAGUAGUGACCUAAUAUAUAGCUUCUCACCUCGAGAACACGGCCUUAGGCAUCUGAUGUCUCUGGUAUGAUGGAAUGGAUGUUUGUUAUUAGACUUUUGUAAGAAGGAGAAAAAUGCUCUCUGACAUUUCAAAGUCUCUUCCAGUUUCUUGCUCUCCCCAUAGCAUGAUAAAUAUAAACUUCAAACUAUAAUAAUAACAUAUGUUGAGCACAUCAGGUGUCAGGGAUACCUCAUGAAUUGCAUGCUUAUGUAACUCGGUCACAUCUCACAUGGCGUCUAUGCAGUAGGGACUUCAGGUGGUUCUUCAUCAAAGUACUAGAAAAGAUCUUUGAUCCCAUCAUCAAGCUAGAAAGUGAAAACAUGUAAUUCUAACACAUGUAGUCUCUGUACCAGGAAAAUAUCGCCCAGGAGAAAUAUAAUGUAAAUAAAUAUACACAAUUACAUUUUCUAGAAGCUACAUUAAAAAACAAAAGCAAAAACCAUUAACAGCAGCCCAAUAUGUUUGAUUAAAGUCAAAGAAUCCAAAAUAUGUAAGUCCUCAAAACUCCAGCAUAUAAUUUGUUCUCAGAGAACAUAAUUCCUGAUGGUAAAUUUUCAUCUAUAUUUAAAUUUAUAUUUAUAUAUAUUUAAAAUCACAAAAAUUUACACUUGAAAAUGUAGGUUUAUACAUCAAGUGAUUUUAAUCACACUGAUUUUCUAGAAACCAAAUUUAGUUUAUGUUUUUAAUUAAAAUUAAAUGCAAUAUAAAAUUCAGUCCCCUCAGCUGCACACAUAAAAUAUUUGAGAACCACGUCUAGUUGUCUUAAGCAGGUUGUUCUGGCAUUCAAGCCUGUUUUCUAUUUGUUUAUUAAUUAAUUGAUGAAUUGACUUCUGGUGUGCGCAUGUGUGUAACUUGUAUAUAUGGUUUGUGAUGUGUGUGUGUGUGUGUGUAUGUGUUUGUAUCUGUUUGUCUGUCUGUGUGCCAGAGGUCAGGGUGGAGUAUGUUUCUUGAUUUUCACCCCGUCUUAUUUUUUGAAGCAGGGUCUUUUCUUCAGAAUCUGGAGCUCAAUGAUUUGGUUGGGUUGCUAGGCCUGAGAACUGUAGGGAUCUACCCAUCUCUGUCUUUCCAGUUCUGGAAUUGUAGUGUGUCCUUCAUGCCCAGCUUUUAUCAUGGGUGUUAGGAAUCCAAACUCACGCCUUCAGACUUGCAUGGCAGGCAGUAUACUGACGAAGCCAUCUCCCUAGCCCCUAUAAUUCACAUACAGCUCCAGCUGCAGAAUAGAAGCACUCUUGUCUCUGUGGCUCUGCUGCAACUGACUAAUCCUGAGAAAAGUCAGUCUCUUUCCACCUUCUCCUCAAGGGCUUUCCACAUUCUCUGACUUUCAUCCCGUAAUAUCAACACUGUCUCCUCAUAUUCUACUUUAACAUGCAACUGUCUGACCCUGCGUAGAUCCUAACAUUUGCUUGGAGAAAGGCAAAAAGCUUUGCAAAAGAGAGAGAGAGAGAGAGAAAAAAAAACCAAGCGAACAAACCAUAGAUAAGAAAAGUCAAGAUGAGAACAAGGAGUCAGAGAGCUAUAGAUUAGCAAUCUCAGAAGAAAAUAAUAGCCAGAACAGAUUUUUGUACCAGAACCCUGGGAUUAAUGAGGUUCCAAACUAGCUUCUGAAGUUAUUUUUGAAAUCCUCUCACAUCCUUUUUUUUGGAAGGAUGGGUGAUAUUGGGAAAAGUGAAACAAGUUGGAAAGACAGAGGAACAAAAACACUUAGAAUUUCUCUUAAUGCUUGAAAUUGUCCCUUGGGGAGGCUAAUGAAGAGAAAAAUGAGAACGUAGGCAAAACCUGCUAGGUAAUAUAAAGAAAAGGAAUCAGUUGUGAGCCUUGCCUCGCUUGCAUUCUGGUCAGAGCUGAGCACUAACCUAAAAAUAGAGACAAAGAUUGUUUUGGUCAUUUUAUUCCCAUAUGCAUGCCAUGUCUGGAGCUAAAAGUAACGGGCAUCUUCCCCUAUUCCCAUGCUCUGUGUCCUAUCAUAGUGAGUGGACGGAGGAGAUGGCUCUCUGCAAACUGACCUGGAUCAAUGGAUUGGGUCUUUCUGUUAUACUCUGUGAGAUGAACUCUCGGAGGAUGAUUACUCUGAACGCAUACAGAUAUAGCAGAUAGACCAGGGAGAAAGCCACUGAAACUGUGGAAAUCUUGAGUCUGAAUGAACUCAUUCAACAUCUCUGUCCGUAAAGCAAGGCUUUGUCCUUGCUUUGUAUGGAGAGGAGAUAGCAAAGAGUUGUGGAAUAGGUUCAGGCUAAGCAAAGCCAAGAAGCGAUAAAUCCAAUGACAGUAAUCAUGCCCAGGUAUGGCACCCUUUGGAUUUUUGCUUUUGUUGUCUCUAAUGGGCUCCCAAAGCAGAUGUGAUUAGCUUGAUUUCCAUAGGAUGGUAUUGAGAUUUGUGGGGUGCCAGGUAGACCAACACUCAGGGAACAGGCCCAACCAGUGGUAGAGCCUCGAACACAUCUUAUCUUCGAUCUCAGCACCUUCCACACCAGCCCAGCUUCUUUUUCCAUGUUUAACAAUUUCUUUCUUUCUUAUCAUUGUAGAGUCAGGUCUUUCCUUUCCACCUCUUCAUAGCAAGCACUUUACCUGAUGAGCCAUCUUCUUAGGGUCAAGUUGUCUACUGGAGAUCAAUUUGUGUGGAAAAGAACACACAAAUUCACUAUUGAACGCACUCCAGAUUCACUAUUGGAGAGGAACCUUCCAAGAGUCUAGUGCCUUUCCAGGCCUUCAGACUGAUUUCAUAAUCAUGUUUUAUUUACUCUAGCCUCUUCCUCUUUUCACAGUGACACUUCUGAGUCCAUGCACUUCCGCCCCUGCUAGCUCUACCCUGCCCCCUGGUCUGAUCCCACAUAUUUCUUCUUUUCUCUGUUCUCUCUGUCCCACCCUUUCAGACAUUCACUAAGUCCAUUGUCUAUACUGUUGGAUUUGGAAUGGAAGCCAAGAAAACUCACUUUCAGAUACAGAAGCUUAAAAAUGAAAGCUUUAUUUUCAAGAGCUCAGGGAAGUGGCCAGUUUGGGAUCUGAACCACUCCCAAGGGGCAGCUGUAUUGCACUUUGAAAGGAUGGGGACGCAAAGCAAGGGGGGAGCUGGGAGGAGCUGCGGUGUCAGCCAAUUGGUUUUUGACAUUAUGGGUUAAGCAAGGGAGUGCAUGCUGGAGACUGGGCUGUAUCCAGGGCACCGGGCUUCAGGGUCCUUGGCUCAUUCUUCUAGACGUUUGGUCCAGAGCUCAGAGUGAUAAGAGGACAGAGGAGUGACUGGUCAUCUGUGUGGUUAAUUAGUGCAUAUCAGGCAAUUGGUUAUGAAGUAGAAACUUAAGGGUUCUUUGGAAAGUCAGUUGUGUCGGAUGGUGUGUUGCUGGGGCUAACACAUGAAAGAGAGUUUUCCUAAAGCAGACACAAAUGAAAGGGUGUCUUUUGCUAAAGCAGAUUCAGGAAGGAAGAUUUUGCUAAAGCAGACACAGAUGAAGGGAUGUUCUGCUAAAGCAAGUAUGUGAAAGGAUGAAGGAUUCUUUGCUGACCACAUGCAUGUGUUGGUCCACCUUACAUUGUAGAGUUGAGCUCCGUUUGUUGUGACUCCAUAGAGAAAAACACACCAAAAACUUCUCUAGAGGUUCCUGCGGCCCCAUGCCGCUUCUGUGUCGUAUUUUCUGUGUAGUUCUCAGGCUCCUUGCAGAGUGAUGUCAGCUAAUGUGACUCACAUAAGGAGGCAAUACUCUGGAGGACACGUUAUGUUUGGAGGGUAUGUAAGCAAGACUCAACGGGAAGUGACGUGGCUUGGCCUGCUUGCAUAACUAGCUUUGCAACCCUUCUUGAUCGCCACUUCACUGAGAGAGGCACAGCAGACAACUUCUCCUGGAGUCCCUCAUAGUCCUGGUUCCUCUUGUUGACUCAGCUGCCGAUUCGGCCGAGACCUGGCUGUCUCUGCUAGUUCGGGCCACUGCUGUUGUUUUGUCUUUGCUAUACAGACACUACCGAACCGGACUGCUGCUAUACUCAUGAAGUGCUUAUGAGUGGAUCGAGCUGUCGCUGAGGAUUCCUGUGAACCGACCUGCUGAUUUCCUAACAACGCAGAUGGAAACUGCUUCAAAGAACAAUUUCUAAACAGGAAAAAGUAAGAAACCUCGAAUCGUUUAUGCGAUCCUGAAGGAUGAGAAGUUUGGAGGACUGGAGUUACCCAGCUUCAAGACUAACAAUGGGGCUACAGAAACUAAGACAGUGUGACCAUGGUGGAAGAAUACAUAUUUACGAAGCUGGGAGUAUGUGCUGCUCUAGCAGAAGAUACCAGUUGUGUUCCCAGGACCCACACAGGGCAGCUCACAUCCAUCUGUUACUCCAGUUCCAGGCUAUCCAAUGCCCUCUCUGGUUCCCACAGUUUCCUGAGUACAUGAGGUAUUAUUGCACAUUCUGUGACUAAUACAAAGGCAGUUGCCAAAGGUCAGAGCAGAGGGCUUGGAUUUGGAAGACUUGAGGCCAGGCCAGCUAGUCACCCUUUAUAAGCUGUGUGGGAUCAGGCUGAUCCUGGGACUGUGAGAUGGAGAGUGAAUAUAGGGAAAUGCUGUUGUUGACCGGCCUGGACCACAUCACGGACGAGGAACUGAAACGCUUCAAGUACUUUGCCUUGACUGAGUUUAAGAUUGCCAGGAGCACACUCAACCCUGCAGACAGGACAGAGUUAGCUGACCAGCUGAUUCAAAGUGCAGGUGCCGCGUCUGCGGUGACAAAGGCCAUUAGUAUUUUCCGGAAGUUGAAUUAUAUGAAUAUCGCAAAUGCUCUUGAAGAGAAAAAGAAAGAAGCUGAACGUAAAUAUACGACAAAUACAAAGAAGCGAGGAGCACAGAAGGUAGAAAAUAGAAGUCAAGCUGAAAACGGUUCUGUGGCCUCUGCCACCCACAGUGACAAAGACUCCAAGGAGCCCUCUGCUACAGAAGUCUGUCCUCAAGCUAAGCCUAAGAAGAAACAGAUGGUGGCAGAACAGGAAGCCAUCGGAAAAGAUUUACAGAAAGAUUCACUUGUGGUCAUGGUGCUGAAAGCUAUCAAUCCCUUUGAGUGUGAGACCCAGGAAGGAAGACAAGAGAUAUUCCAUGCAACAGUGGCCACACAGACAGAAUUUUUCUAUGUAAAAGUUUUAAAUGUACAGUUUAAAGAUAAAUUUGUCCCAAAGAAAACAAUUCAAAUAUCAAACUACCUUUGGCACAGUCACUUCCUGGAGGUCACCAGUUCCUCAUUUGUGGCUGAUGUUGACCACAAAGUCCAUGUCCCAAGUAACAUUAUUAAGAGAGCUGGAGAAACUCCAAAGAUUAGUAAACUGAAAACUCAGCCAUGUGGAACAAUUGUGAAUGGGCUGUUUAAAGUCCAGAAGAUAACAGAGCAAAAAGAUAGAGUACUAUAUGGUAUACAUGAUAAAACAGGAACGAUGGAGGUGCUGUUGCUGGGAAACCAGAGCAAACCAAAAUGCGAGGAAGGAGACAAGAUUAGACUCACAUUCUUUGAGGUGUCAGCAAAUGGAGUGAAAACUCAGUUGCAAUCUGGACCUUGUAGCUUCUUUAAGGUUAUUAAGGCUGCAAAGCCAAAAACUGAGGUGAAAAGUGUGGAAUGAAGUCAACUCUAAAAUGCAUUUUUCAGAGGAAUGCUAAUGCUGCUUCUUGAACUAGAUUGGGCUACCUGACGAUAGUAGUCUACUGCCUUAUUACACUAUAUUAGUCAGAAAAGGACAAACACUCAGAAAACAACUGAAAAGAAAUGUAUGUAAACUUAUUAUUAAAUAAAUGAUUGCUCUGUCUAAGGGUUGCGAUAUUCUUCUUCUUCUUUACAUAGACAUUGAGGGUCUAUGUAUGGCAGAAUUGGAGAUUUGAUAGCAGUGGCGGGUAGGAAAGAAGUCUGUGGUUGAUAGACAAGAAGGUUGGUGAUUUCUUUUUUUAAAUUUUAAUGUUUUAAAUCUUUUGGGGAAGAGGUUAUAAGGGUGGAGGGUGGAUAUGGAAGUACUAAGAAAUGAGUGAGAUUGUGGUAUAUGAUGUGAAAUUCCCAAAGACUCAAUAAAAGAAUUAUGUUUUGGAAAAAGAAAGAUUGUUAAAAAAAUAAAUAAAUAUGAUUUUACUCAGGA